GUGUUAGUACGAUUUGUACUAUUUGUAAAAAGAUAAUUAAAAUUUUUAAUAUUGGAUUCGAUGCUGCGGUGCACAGUGACACUUAAUUUUAAAAAAAACUUGACCAAAACCAAAAUUACGUUUGCUAGUAUUCGGCUUUUAAGUGUAAACGUAAAAAAAAACAGACUGCAUUCAAAGAUAUAUUUAUGCCCCAUGGCCAGCGAUGACCGAGGCGACGAGUAGAUAACAAAAAGCAAAAAAUUCGAGUUGGGAAUUAUUACUGGCAAAUAUUAAUACAGACUCCAGGGACACAUAGUACUCAAUUGCAGGUUGCUGCGACUGAAUGCGGCCGUUCGCGUAAAAGGGUUUUUAGCUAUAACUCAAAAACUAAGUGUGAUCGGUAAAAGCUGAAAACACUAUCGUCUUCAAUGUAAAAAAAAACACACAUUUUGAAAAAAAUCACUUGGUAGCUAAACCAGAUUUGUUCCUAAAAAUGAUUGGAAAUAGUUUUAUAACAUAUUAAUUAUUAAUAUAAAAUAUGUUUGCUAUAGUAUUAUUUAAUCAACGUUUUAUUUGUAAUUUCGAUCAAACUUUAAUCAAUGUUGAAUGUUAAUUGUAGUUUUAUAAUAAUAUGAAAUAUCAAAAUUUUACUAACGCGCCUUAUUUUGAAUUCUAAUUGAAAAAUGAUAACGAUAAGAACCUUGAUAAAAAAUGAUAAUGAUAUUAGCACCGCAAAAUCCAAUACUGUUACGGUUCACAUUAUCUUUCAUUCUUAUUAGAUUUCUUUAUAGUUCAUUUUCUACAAUUCACUAGAUUUUGGAUAUCGAAUCUCGUUUGAAGUAUCAGCAUUUCUGUUUCUGGUGUAGGUUUUCGACGUUUGAUUAAUUUACCAUUAACAUUGGUAAGUGCUUGGUAGGUACUCUCUUAUAAUAUUUAAAUAUUUUUUUUAAACGAUAAAACUAUGUAUAUUAUUUUGGCAAGCCUCAUGGUCGUAUCCCAGUAUUAAUCAUGCAAAUUAAAACUUAACUUAAGAUUUAGAACCUAGUGAUAAAUAUUUUUGUUGUAUAAAUAUCAUAAUGGACUUGCCUUCUCAAAUUAUUCACUCUGAUAAUGAGUCUGACCCUGAUGAAUUGAUUUUGGAUACUGAUAAUGAUUUCAUCAUUACCCAAGAAGAACAACCUGCAACCAUUAGCCAUAAAAUUGGUUCUGUAUGGAGAGACAUUGUAGUUGGUGAACAAAUAGAAGGUUGUCUAACCCGACUAGAAGUGACAACUAAAACCUCUAAUUAUACAGAUAUGGACGAUCCAAAUUAUAGGCCAACGGAAAAUGAAAGAAAACGAAAACUGUUUUUACGUAAUAAAUCUAAUCAAAAAGUUAAUACAACAUCAAUGGAAAAUUGUGAUUUAGAAUCUAACCAUGUAAUAAAAAAAAAAAGAUUAAAACAUAGUAAAGAUGAUAAUACAAAUUGUAGUUACAAAUAUAACAAUUCUAAAGGUUUUAUAGAUAAAAGAGAUAAUGGCGAUCCUAAACAAAAAUCUAGAAUAUUACCUAAAAUCAAAGAUUCUAUUGAUAAGACUAUUGACGAGUUUUCUGAUGAAUUAUGUACGAAUUUACAUGAAAAUAAUAAAAUAUUAAUGUUGUCUGUGAUAUCAAAAAUAGAUAAAAAAAUUAUUUUAGAAAAAUACAACAAGACUUGUUUGAUUGAAGUUAAUGGAGGCCAAAUGAUAAAGAAUGGUGGCCGAAGAAGAACAUCUGGAGGUAUAUUCUUUAAUUUAAUAAAAGAAGAUAAAUCUAUUCCAAAUUCAGCAAAAAAAGACCUGUUUGGAGGUUGUCAAAAUGAAGAGUUGAAAAGACAGAAAAAGAAAAAAAAAGAAAUAAAAAGACGAAUUAACAAACAAAAACUUCAAAAGUUCAUUGCCAAAAGUAAACUAGAAGAAAAUAACGAAAAGCCAGAAGAAACCUCCAAAUUGCAUUCUGAUUCCUUAGACGAUAGCUCUUAACACUAUUACAAAUUUUAUUUAAAAAUAAGUUAAGUAGUAAGUUUAAGCUUUAAUAUAACUAACAGUUUAUUUUCAUUUUUUCAGCUUAAUUGUUUUAAUACAAUUUAAGUUUUUCAUUUAUUUUGUUUAAAUAAGAACUUUAAGUCAAUAAAAUUAUUGUGAUAUUGUGAUCAUUUAUUGAAUAAGUAAAAUAUA
Messenger RNA from Adelges cooleyi (spruce gall adelgid), 2174 nucleotides. It is a transcript of the gene Phax, whose product is annotated as phosphorylated adapter RNA export protein. NCBI's taxonomy places the organism in Eukaryota, Metazoa, Arthropoda, Insecta, Hemiptera, Adelgidae. Gene Ontology annotation, biological process: snRNA export from nucleus. Gene Ontology annotation, cellular component: nucleus. The record is from RefSeq and is a predicted model, not a curated record. The coding region runs from base 1056 to 1979 and encodes 307 amino acids. The transcript has 9 exons.